AUGGCGCUCCUCUCUGAGCAGGCCGCAUCGCACGGGCCGUCAAAGUCGCCAUUCGUCGCUCCCGCCGUUUCGCUACUCACGCCCUUGACCGCCGAAUCAUUCGGCCGGUUUGACUGCAAUCCGACAGAGGGGCACGACGCCCGGGCGGGGCUUUCGGCGCUGGCGGCGGCGGCGGCGGCCCGCGGGUUGAGCGUGGACGUGGGUUCUGAGACUGGGGUUGAGCCGUGCGCGGGCUCGCCGUUCGCCCUCUCUGCGCUCGUGGCGGCGGCACGCAACGCGGAGCUGCCUCGCACGCCGCCAAAGACACGGAAGUGGACGUUCCCGCCUCGCGGCUCUCUGUUCGGCAUGGGCUCCUCUCGCAGCGGGCUCGAAGCGAGGCCGGCACCGAUGCCCCCGGUGUCGUCCGCGGCGGAGAGGGCUGCGCCAGCGGCACCGGCGGCAGCCGCGGCGCCUUCGGCAGCCCCGUCUGUGGCGUCGCCGACAGUGGAGGUGGCGAGGGUGGCGGUGGUUCUGGAGCGUAUGGGCAGGCUCACGGUGGCGCCGACGGCGGCGCCUGCGGCGGCGCCCACAGUGGCGCCGACGGCGGCGCCUGCGGCGGCGCCCACAGUGGUGCCAACGGCGGCGCCUGCGGCGGCGCCUGCGGCGCACAAACUUGCGUCGCGCCCGGCAGCGCGAUCCCGCCCGCGCUCGAGCUUUUGGGUCGCCUGCGAUCGCUGCGACAAGUGGCGGCGACUACCGAGCGAGGGGCGAGCCGGCCGGCCCGCUUCGCUCCCUCCAGUCUGGUACUGCUGGAUGCACCCAAAUCCGGCGGCCCGCCGGUGCGAGGAUCCCGAGGAGGUCGCGAGCGAGGAUGAGGUGGAGGAGGGGCAGGCGAGCGAAGAAGGGGAGGGAGCGGAGGCGGCGGCUUGCGUGAGCGUCGGGGCGGAGGACGCCGUUCCACCUCAUGAGCAGCGGCGGAAGCCGCGAGUCGGACGGCGCACGUCGGCGAGGGAGCGGCGCGCGCGCGGCGGGGCGGCCGCGGCCACGAAGGCGGACGAGGAGGACGGGGCGUGCGAGGCCGUUUGCAGGGCCGUGAGCGAGCAGCAGCGCUGCGGCAACACCCUCGAGCGCGCGGGCGGCGCCUUUGGGUGCCUGCUGCCCGCGGGGCACGCCGGUCCGCACCAGAUCGUGCAGCCAGGCAGGCGGGCUCGCAAGGUCGAGGCACCGCCCGCGCUGGCGCCGCGGCCGCGGCCGCUGAGCGCGUACCAGCUCUUCAUGAAGGACGAGGUGGCGAGGCUCAAGGCGUCCGACUCGGAGAUCUCGCACAAGGAGGCGUUCAAGGAGGCCGCACGCACCUGGGGCACCGCCGACGCCAACCCGCAGAAGCGCGCCAUGGCGGACGCGACGCGCAGCGUGCCUGCGCCGGCAGAGGGCGAGGGCGGCGCCGCGCGCGAACGUGUGGGCGGGGGCGCCGUGCCACCGCCCGCUGCCCGCAAGCGCCAGCGCGAAGAGCCGCCGCCGCCGCCGUCAAAGGAGGCGGCGGCGGCCGCGGGCCACGUCGAUGAGGUGCCGCGCGCGCUGGAGCAGCUCGCCACGGGCACGCGCGUGCGGGUGCUGUGGGAGGGGGGCGAGUGGUACGCCGGGAGGUUCAAGGGCCACUCCUCCGCGAGAGGGCACUGCGUCGCGUACGACGACGGCGACGUCCGCUACCACCGUUUGGAGGAUGAGGUCUGGGAGAUCGAGGGCAGCGGCGGCGGAGGGCAGGGCGCGGCGACCUUGUCGGCUGCGGCGACCUCGUCUGCUGCGACGAGGCAGAAACGACGCGACGCGCCCCCGGAGGCGCCGCGGCGGAAGCAGCGGCGGGUGGAGGAGGGGGGCGAGGUGGACGACGUGGCCGACAGCGGCGGCGCCGCGCCGCUUCUCGACGAGAUGGAGGGUGUCCGCCUCCACCUCAGCAGCACCUCCAACACGGGCUACCGCGGAGUGCACAAGAGGAACGACCUACCCGGCACAGGCAAGCCGUACAUAGUCAAGCUGAGGUCUACAUCGAGCUACUUUGCCACCGCUGUCGAGGCAGCCCUCUACUACGCACGCUCGAGCACGGGGGCUGGGUCGGUCGGCGGCGGCCCUUCCUCGAGCGCUACCCAGGGCGCUCCCCCAAAGGACGAGGCUCUGCCCGAGUCGGACAGCCGGGCCGCGCCAGAGGCGGAGGCUCCGACGCGAAACGCCUGGGGCGGGAUGGCCAAGGUGCGACCGCUGCUCGAAGGCCUCGGCCUGCUCGACUACGCGGCCGCCUUUGACGCCGCGGGCUACGACGACGACGAAUUUCUCCUCUCUCUCGACGGCGGCGAGCUCGCCGAGGCGGCGGCGGAGGUCGGGAUGCGAGCGGACCACGCGCGGCGCUUUGUGCGCGAGCCGCCGCGGGUGUGGCCGCGCGCGGGUCGCAAGCUGCAGCUCAACGCCAGCGCCUUCACCGUCAACGACUACGAGUGCAUGCAAAUCGACACCGGCGACUGGCCGUCGGAACGCGUGCACUGUGAGCUGAAGCCAGACGACACGUACGACUGGGUCGUGGAGCAUUUCGACGAUACCAACUGCAAGCGGCCCAAUAAGCAUACGCCCUCUGUGCGGCACACGGCGUCGGGAUGCUUUGUCUUCAAGAUGUACAACCACAGCUACAACGACAAGUGCCACCCAAACCGCACGCUCACUGUGUCGGCCUUUUAUGGCCCGGGCUGCCUGACACCAAUGCCGGUCACCGCUGUGAAUCUGCCCGCCGAGCGGCCCAAGUUGACCUUCGGCUCACCACGCCGGCGACUAGCGCGGCUGGCAAACGCUGCUCGCCAGCUGGCGGGGCUAGAGGCGGAGGAGGGCAAGGGCAAGGGCGAGGGCGAGGGCGAGGGCGAGGGCGAGGGCGAGGCCUGGGAGGAGGCUGCGGAGGACCCGUUCCUCUUCUGCGUGGCUAAUCUAAUCAGCGCAGCCACCGGCUUCCCUCCAUCCUCAGCCCUCAAUCUCGCUGCCGGCGCGCUGCACGGGGCCGUUUGGGGGACGGCGCUGUACAUCGUAUCGGCCGCCGCCGGAGCGCUGGCGACGCUGCUGGCGACGCGCCUCCUGCUGCGAGACUGCACGCUGAGGCGGCUCGGCCGGCACGCCAGCAAGGCUCUGCCCCAGUCCGCAGGCUCCCCCACCGCCGCGAUCCUCCUCUCGUACCCGCUCCUCAACCUGGGGCAGGGCCUCUCCCACACGCUGCUCAAGACGCUCAUGGCCAACUCCGCCGCCCCUAGCUCGCGCGGCCUCCUCCUCGGCGCGCCGUAG
Molecule: messenger RNA, 3294 nt
Organism: Emiliania huxleyi CCMP1516
Lineage: Eukaryota; Haptophyta; Isochrysidales; Noelaerhabdaceae
Exons: 5
Coding region: 1-3294 (1097 amino acids)
Biological process (GO): multicellular organism development
Molecular function (GO): zinc ion binding
Source: RefSeq, a predicted model, not a curated record